Molecule: messenger RNA, 416 nt
Organism: Cervus elaphus (red deer)
Lineage: Eukaryota; Metazoa; Chordata; Mammalia; Artiodactyla; Cervidae
Product: heat shock protein HSP 90-alpha A2-like
Exons: 1
Coding region: 3-416 (137 amino acids)
Biological process (GO): cellular response to heat; protein folding; protein stabilization
Cellular component (GO): neuronal cell body; cytosol; perinuclear region of cytoplasm
Molecular function (GO): ATP-dependent protein folding chaperone; disordered domain specific binding; ATP hydrolysis activity
Source: RefSeq, a predicted model, not a curated record
UCAUGGAGGCUUUGCAGGCUGGCGCUGAUAUCUCCAUGAUAGGCCAGUUUGGUGUCGGGUUUUAUUCAGCCUAUUUGGUGGCUGAGAAAGUGACCGUUAUCACCAAACAUAACGAUGACGAGCAGUACGCCUGGGAGUCUUCUGCAGGAGGAUCCUUCACAGUGAGGACUGAUACAGGAGAACCUAUGGGGCGUGGAACAAAGGUUAUUCUGCAUCUGAAAGAAGACCAGACUGAGUACCUGGAGGAACGGAGAAUAAAGGAGAUUGUGAAGAAGCAUUCUCAGUUCAUUGGCUAUCCCAUCACUCUUUUUGUGGAGAAGGAACGUGAACAACUAUUUAUUCCCCUACACAGUAUUGGGCAUAGAGCAAAUACUCAAUUUGUUCAAGAAAAAUUAGCAUCUGUUGGUUAUAUCUAA